Leptosia nina is the source of this 462-nucleotide messenger RNA. Lineage: Eukaryota; Metazoa; Arthropoda; Insecta; Lepidoptera; Pieridae. The record is from the annotation of a GenBank genome assembly.
AUGCCGGCGUUAGACGACUUGCCUAAUGUAACAAGCUUUUUUGGAGUUGAUUUGAAAACUGGAUCAAUGAUUGUGGCGGCUUUGGGAAUUGUACAUCCAAUGGCGUAUGGCUGUUCGUUUUUCAUACCACUCAGUUACCUUCUAGUCACAGUUUGGAUAUUAGUAGCUCUAUAUUUUGCUGCAAGCGUUGUGCUGUUUUGGGGUUUAGCUAAGGAUGACGCUUACCUUUGUUCGGUAUGGAUAUGGUACGCGUUGAUAUUCGUGGUGAUAAUGCUGAUGAUGAUGAUGCUCUUAGCCCUGGUCUUCACCUCCAGGAAUCAGAGGAACCGGGUAGUAAUCGUUAUACUCGGUAUGCUUUGGUAUAUAUUGACUAUUUACUUUAUUAUCGUCGUGAACAGCUAUCGGAAACAGCUGCUAGGCAUGAACACAUUGGCUGAACCCAUUCUAGACAAGGAUACGUGA